CCAGCAGUCAGUGCACUUGCACAGCUGAGCCGCGACAAACGUGUUUCGGUGGUUUGGUAUUUUCUCGCAAAAACGAUCGCGACCAUUUGUCUAUCCCAUUACAAGUAGCUCGCUUUUGAUCCGGCUCCACUUCACCACACUGCGCUGUGUGUAGGUGCACUGAUUUCAACUACGAUUUUGGAACGCCAACAAGACAAAGGAAAUAGCUUCAAGUGAAAAAAUGCUGUGCAUAUGAGUCAUUAAGGGCCAUACACCUAAGUCAACGGGACUAUUACAACUAAGAGAAAGCCAAAUCAUUCACAGUUUCAGUUUUACAACGCGUUUGUUUAUUUAUUUAUCGGAAAUAAAUUUUUGAUAUAACAGAAAGCGAAAUAAGUCAGCAUGGAGGAUGCUGCAAAAAGCGAAAAGUUCAAUGGACAUAAAAUGGAGAUAGCGCAUCAUGAUCCCACUGAAAUUGUCGAAGCCGAACCCCUGUCCUGGAAAUUUUGGAAGAAACGUCGCUAUGUUGUAGUCUUGCUGGCAUUCCUCGGUUUCUUCAAUGUCUACUCACUGCGCGUUAACCUCAGUGUGGCCAUCGUGGCUAUGACAGAGAACCGUACUGUGAUCGAUGAUGCUGGCAAUGUUUCAUAUGAACAAGACUUUCCUUGGGAUUCAAAGCAGAGAGGUCUCAUAUUGAGUUCAUUCUUCUAUGGUUACAUAACGACGCAGUUUAUUGGCGGUUUCAUUGGCGCUAAAAUUGGCGGUAAUAUUGUCUUCGGCGUGGGUAUCGGUACAACAGCUCUGCUCACACUACUCACUCCAAUGGCGGCGAAGCAUAGUUUGGAGAUGUUCCUUGCUGUGCGUAUAGUUGAAGGUGUUUUUGAGGGCGUCACUUUCCCCUGCAUACAUGCCGUGUGGUCUCGCUGGUCACCGCCUCUGGAGCGUUCGCGCAUGGCUUCCAUUGCGUUCGCUGGCAACUACGCAGGUACCGUUAUCGCAAUGCCCUCAUCCGGUCUCCUAGCUUCUGCUUAUGGCUGGGAGAGUGUCUUCUAUGUUUUCGGCACCAUUGGCUUGAUUUGGUUCGUUCUAUGGAUAGCGAUUGUGCGGUCGGGACCAGAUCGUGAUCGUUUCUGUUCGGACGAUGAAAGGGAGUACAUACAGAAGAAGAUAGGCUUCACCGGUAGUCAUGAAGUCAAACAUCCAUGGAAGGAGAUCUUCACUUCGAAGCCAUUUUAUGCGAUUAUUGCAUCACACUUCUCCGAAAACUGGGGUUUCUAUACGCUGCUAACACAGCUGCCGACAUUUUUGAAAGAUACACUAAAUUUCAAUUUGGAUAAGACUGGUUUCCUCUCUGCGGUUCCGUAUCUUGCUAUGGGCAUACUCCUCGGCGUCUCUGGAUAUUUGGCCGAUUGGCUGCAAGUGAAGAAAAUUUUGACGACAUCUCAGGUGCGCCGCUACUUCAACUGCAGUGCUUUCCUCGCACAGACAACAUUUAUGAUAUUGACAGCCUACUUAUUAGACCCGACAUGGUCUGUGGUGUGUAUCACGAUAGCUGUUGGCUUGGGGGCUUUCGCGUGGUCGGGUUUUGCUGUUAACCAUCUUGAUAUUGCUCCCCAACACGCUAGUGUGCUAAUGGGCAUUGGCAACACCUUUGCCACCAUACCCGGCAUUGUCAGUCCCAUGUUGACAGGGUAUUUGGUCACCAAUCAAACUGCGGAGGAAUGGCAAACGGUCUUCUUCAUCUCUGCCGGAAUCUACCUCAUUGGUUGUGUCACCUAUUGGUUCUGGGCUUCAGGCGAACUGCAAGAAUGGGCCAAGACGCCGGAACAAAAGGCGGCAGAGAUCGAGGAGCGACAACGAGCGUUGAUGACAAAUGGCGCCGGCAAGGAGGGCUAUGUGAACGACGCUGCUGAGCUGAAAGAGCAAUAGUAGCAUACUAAGCGGGUGCGUGAAAGGGUUUACGGGGUUUACAUACCCACAUACCUAUCUACAGUAUACGUGUACAUAUAAGCAAAGAAGUUGUGAUAUAGCGCUUUGGCAACGUAGACCGCUACGAAUAUAAUUCCCUAGAAAAAUUAUCCUGAUGUUUUAAGAACAAAAGAAUAUUAAGGUUGGCGUAGCUAGUACAAGUAUGUGUGUAAUUAAGUAUAAGUAUUACGGUAAAUGAACUAUUCAUUUGUGAUUGACUUUUAAAAAUAUUCAUACAUAUUUAAAUAUACAUAUAUAAACAUGGUAA
Molecule: messenger RNA, 2215 nt
Organism: Ceratitis capitata (Mediterranean fruit fly)
Lineage: Eukaryota; Metazoa; Arthropoda; Insecta; Diptera; Tephritidae
Gene: MFS9
Product: sialin
Exons: 7
Coding region: 382-1908 (508 amino acids)
Biological process (GO): monoatomic anion transport; transmembrane transport
Cellular component (GO): plasma membrane
Molecular function (GO): transmembrane transporter activity
Source: RefSeq, a predicted model, not a curated record